Ananas comosus (pineapple) is the source of this 2397-nucleotide messenger RNA. RefSeq lists its product as uncharacterized. The record is from RefSeq and is a predicted model, not a curated record. The transcript is spliced from 2 exons. Gene Ontology annotation, molecular function: cyclase activity. Gene Ontology annotation, biological process: sesquiterpene biosynthetic process. Bases 613 to 2229 code for a protein of 538 amino acids. Lineage: Eukaryota; Viridiplantae; Streptophyta; Magnoliopsida; Poales; Bromeliaceae.
CCGUCCACUUCCGUCUUCCGAGUUCUCACUGCAGUGAAAAGCCAAACCAGGGUUCCCUCGCUUAUCAAGUAAAACAGAACACGCACGGAACUCCCCCCUCAACUCUCUUCUCCUCCUCCUCCUCCUCCUCCUCCUCUGUUCCCCUACCUCUGUGGAACCCUACUUUUCCUAUCACAGGGCUUAGGGUUUUGGGAGAAGCAAAUUACCCGAGCCAAUUUCGUCAAAUUAGAGUGCUCAUCGGAACAAUUUACGUCGUUGGCUACGCGCUAUCGCUUCUUCAACGGCGAAGACUUUUGUGUUGAUAUAUUCAAUCUAUAUAUACCUAAUAAAUGAACUCCUGUAUUAAGAGAUCGCCACUGUCGCCGGAGUUCCUGCAGGUCUGAGUCCGCGCGGGCUUACUUCGAUGCGAAACCGCUGCCCUAUCAACUACCAAUUUACGGCAGAAAGAGUCGUGAUACGCUCGUUCGUGGAAAGCGAGAUCGCGCAAUUGGUAUGCUGUAUCAAUCGAACGCGUCGCAGUUGUUAGCGCGUUGAGCGAGCCGUGGUGUAGUAACUGUAGUUGAAUCUACUCGGCGAGCCCGGAACUCUUUCGCCGCUCAAUUUUCGAGGAGAAUGGUUUCGGGCGCUAAUGGGAAACGCGCUGAUGAAAUUCAGGAGGAAUCAGUUGGAGCAUCAGCUCCCAAUGACUACAGCACCAAGGAUCAUGUAGCACUUUACAUAAACACAUCUCAAAGGGGACUCGUCGAUGAGGAAAAGCAUAGCAAAAAUUACCGCGGCCAUUUAGGUUUCGCGAAAUUCGGAUCUUUCGGAUCUAACAAUCAGCCGACGUCGUCGGCUUCCAAGUUUUAUAGGAUUAAAGAUGAAAGGAACGACCCUUCAGGUCAACCAUCUUGUACAAGCUUUCGCGUUCCCUUUAUUAGGAAAAUCGAUUGGGUUUCUCUUUUCAAGAUGUCGAAGGAAUGGAUAAAAGACCCCGUGAACCUGGCACUUUUCGUUUGGAUAACCGGCGUCGCUAUUUCCGGCGCCAUCCUCUUCCUUGUCAUGACCGGAAUGCUGAACAAAGCUUUACCGGAAAAAUCCCAAAGAGACACCUGGUUCGAAGUAAAUAAUCAAAUACUGAACGCGUUAUUCACUCUCAUGUGUCUGUACCGGCACCCAAAGCUGUUCCACCACCUUGCGCUUUUAAUCCGUUGGAGAUCCGACGAUGUCCUUAAACUCCGCAAAAUAUACUGCAAAAAUGGAACCGAGAAACCUAACGAGAGGAAGCAUAUGAUGGUUGUUGUUAUUCUCCUUCAUUUAAAUUGCUUUUCUCAAUAUGCGCUCUGUGGUCUUAAUCUGGGUUACCCUAGGUCGAAGCGUCCGGCCAUUGGAGUCGGCCUCUGCCUCUCGCUAUCAAUUGGUGCGGCAGCUGCUGCAAGUGUGUACAACAUCCUCAGCCCUCUCGGAAAAGACUACGAGACCGGGUCCGAUCAAGAAUCAUCAGGCAGGCCCACACCAACUAUGCAAUCAUUUGAAAAGAGGUUCUCUUUUAUGGCGAGAGAAGGUGGGAGGGUGCCCGAAACUAACCCACAAUGGGUCGGGGGGUUAUUUGAUUUCUGGGACGAUAUUUCUUUAGCCUACCUUUCGAUUUUCUGCAGCUGCUGUGUGUUUGGGUGGAACAUGGAUAGGCUUGGGUUUGGCAACAUGUACGUCCAUGUCGCGACUUUCCUUCUGUUUUGUUUGGCUCCCUUUUUUAUAUUCAACUUGGCGGCAGUCAAUCUCAAUAAUGAAGCAAUUCGAGAGGCGUUGGGUCUCACGGGUUUUGUUCUUUGUAUUUUCGGCUUACUGUAUGGUGGCUUUUGGAGGAUUCAGAUGAGAAAAAAGUUCAAUCUCCCUGGGAAUAAUUUCUGUUGUGGAAGGCCAAAUUUCACGGAUUGUUUCCAGUGGCUCUGUUGCUGCUGGUGCUCUCUUGCUCAGGAAGUGAGGACGGCGGAUUACUAUGAUGUCGUGGAGGAUAAGUUUUAUCUGAAAGAAAGGGGUGGUGAGAAUGGACAUAGAUUGUAUACUCCACCUCCAGAAGUCAGAUUUCCUCAGUUUCGAUCAAAUCCUGUUUCUCCUUUUCAAGGAGAUGUUAACGGUCCUGUAUCCGUGGGGGAGAAUUCGACGAGUCCCCUUAGAUUCGCGGGUGCUUUUGCUUCACAAUGGCCCGCAGCUAUAGCAGAGGAAGGCCCUUCUGAAAGAGUUAAGUAACAGGUAAAAACAAAACCAGCUUCUCUUGUUUUGAUACAUGAGGAAUAUAGAUUCGUUAUUUUUAAGUGUUGUAGGAAUGUAUAACAGUUGCAUUUACUAUGUCAACCAUUGAUAUUGAUGAGUGCUUUCAUUUUUGCGAAUAGAAUUAUAAAUACUUGUCUUUCUACA